AUGUCGCAUGCGCAUAAUCCUGUGAGUCUGCAGACUGACACGAAAUACAAGCAAGAACAAAGCACGGUCAAUAUGGUGACUUGGCCAAUUCCAAUAUCAUCUGGAAGCUCCUUCACUUUAGCUGAUUUACCAUAUGGCAUCUUCAGCACUUCGCAUAGUGCAGAUAAGCGGAUAGGAGUAGCCAUUGGUGACUUCAUUCUCGAUCUUUCUUCCAUUGAAGUCUCGUAUGGCUUCAAGUCCAUCCCGAAAGAUCAUGAGAACGGCAGAUUUAUUUUCCAGUAUGGGGAUCUAAGCAACUUUGCUGCCCUUCCAGCUUCUACGCGAAAGCAGCUCCGUCGGGAACUCAUUGACUGGCUCAAUGAUCGAAAUUCGCCCUUCUUUCAGGAUGCCACAUUGAAUAAGUUUGCUUUCGUGCCCAUGAAGGACGCGACUAUGCAUUUGCCUUUUAAGAUUGGAGGAUUUGCUGACUUCAUGUGCUCGGAUGUCCAUGUUACCAACUGUAGCAGAUUGGCGGGUGCUCCGAUUCCAUUAAACCAUUAUGCUAUGCCCAUAGGCUACAAUGGCCGGGCUUCUUCAGUCGUCGUCGAAUCGGUACCUGUCCAUCGGCCGUAUGGCAUUAUCAGAGACAGGGAAACCAACGAAUUCAAAUUUAAGCCCAGCGCAAUGAUGGACUAUGAAGCCGAACUGGGCAUCUUCAUCUCCCAGCCCGUUCCAGUUGGGAGAACAAUUACUGCUGAUGAGGCUGAGGACCAUAUCUUUGGUUUUGUUGUGUUGAAUGACUGGUCUGCAAGAGAUAUCCAGUUCUCCGAGAUGACACCACUUGGACCUUUUAAUGGCAAGGCUUUCGCAACUAGCAUUUCGCCUUGGGUGGUCCCACUUGAGGCUUUAGAGAGCGCACGAUGCACUUCGUCCUCGGUGGGUUUGUGUAGUGGUGGAUCAUCUGGCGCAGUGCAUUUGAGCCAUGGCAAGGCUGAAUCCACGUGGAAUAUUGAAAUUGAGGUUUCAGUUAUGAGAAACAAGUCUCCUAUACUGACGACUCGCUCGAAUCUCCGUGAUCUUCGCUGGUCACCCGGCCAGAUGGUUGCGCAUCUUGCUUCUUCAGGCUGCGGCUUGAAUACUGGUGACCUCCUAGGUACCGGUACCAUUUCAUCUCCUAAUGACUCUCUCACGCUCCGUACUCUUGGAUGCCUCUUCGAGCUGACAGAAUCUGGCAAAGUCCCUGUCAGCAAGCAGGAGGGGGUAAAUCUCACUUUCCUUGAGGAUGGAGAUGAGGUUGUCAUGACAGCAUGGACAACUGGAGGCGCCGUAAGUUUGGGAACACUGCGUUCCGAAUUGCAAACACCUAGAGAUAGUCGACCAGCGCCAUAG
This is a messenger RNA of Talaromyces stipitatus ATCC 10500, 1368 nucleotides long. RefSeq names its product 2-hydroxyhepta-2,4-diene-1,7-dioate isomerase, putative. Gene Ontology annotation, biological process: homogentisate catabolic process; L-phenylalanine catabolic process; L-tyrosine catabolic process. Gene Ontology annotation, molecular function: fumarylacetoacetase activity. Lineage: Eukaryota; Fungi; Ascomycota; Eurotiomycetes; Eurotiales; Trichocomaceae. The record is from RefSeq and is a predicted model, not a curated record. The transcript is spliced from 5 exons. The coding region runs from base 1 to 1368 and encodes 455 amino acids.